Aspergillus sclerotioniger CBS 115572 is the source of this 1833-nucleotide messenger RNA. RefSeq names its product putative C6 transcription factor (AmyR). The transcript is spliced from 3 exons. Gene Ontology annotation, molecular function: DNA binding; DNA-binding transcription factor activity, RNA polymerase II-specific; zinc ion binding. The record is from RefSeq and is a predicted model, not a curated record. Gene Ontology annotation, biological process: regulation of DNA-templated transcription; DNA-templated transcription. NCBI's taxonomy places the organism in Eukaryota, Fungi, Ascomycota, Eurotiomycetes, Eurotiales, Aspergillaceae. Bases 1 to 1833 code for a protein of 610 amino acids.
AUGGACUCACAUCCUUCCCCCACCAAGCAGAAAGCCCCCAAACAAGCCUGUGACAAUUGUCGCCGCCGGAAGAUCAAAUGUUCCCGAGAACUUCCCUGCGACAAGUGUCGCCGUCUUCUUCUCUCCUGCUCCUACAGUGAUGUGCUCCGGCGCAAAGGCCCCAAGUUUCGCACGCUAUAUCCUCUUGCGCCUAUCCAUCCGCUGGUAUCACGUCAACAGAACCAAUACUACCAAAAUCCGCCACAAAAUCCCCUCAAUAAACAAUGGCCCGCAGACGGAGUGGGGUACCCGUUGAGCUCUCCGACAUCACCCCCUUUCACGGUGGCAGAUGCCCAAUACUUACCCCAUGACGUUCCUGAGGCAUUCGCACAGCUCCCUCCGCCAGAGCUAGUCUCGUCCCCGGACUCGACCAACUCAUUAUCGGAUUCUGGCAUGGCAAUAGUGCGACCUUAUGCACGACGCCUGUCUCCACCGGUGCUGCUAGCUCAUGUGAACGUUUACUUGAAGUAUCUGUUCCCCAUCAUGCCAGUAGUGCGGAAGGAGGAGCUGCAACAAGACUGCCAUCAACCUGACCGAUUAUCGCCUCAACGGUAUGCGUUCUUGGUCGCUCUAUGCGCAGCUACGCACAUUCAGCUCAAGCUAGAUGGCACAGCGUCUGUACCCGAUCCUUCACACCUUCAACCCGGCAUCGACGGGCAUUCCUGGAUGUCCGGGGAGGACUUGUUGGCGGAAGCGGUACGCGCAAGGAAGGAUUGCGACCCAGUAGAUGGAAUGAACAUAGAAAGCCUGCUCACAUCAUUCUUUCUGUUCGCUUCUUAUGGUAACCUUGACAGACAGGACCAUGCAUGGUUCUAUCUUUGUCAGGCGACUUCCAUGGUCUUUACACUGGCACUACACCGGGAAUCCAGUUAUGUGGAACUGAGUGUCGAAGAAGCAGAGGAGCGACGAAGGGUAUUCUGGCUACUUUUUGUCACUGAAAGAGGCUAUGCACUCCAACAAGCGAAGCCGGUCAUGCUGCGCAACUCCAUCCGAAAGCCGCAAGUCCUUUGCUCCGAGGAUCCUAUUCUAGCAUACGGCUUCAUCAACCUCAUCAGUAUUUUCGAGAAACUGACAGUCAACUUGUACGACUGGGUGUCUGCAGGGGGUAUGGAUGGCUCUCCUGAGAUGCCACCUACGUCUGCAAUUCAGUCCAGUCUUUCUAAUGCGAUCUCGGUGGAAGGAGUCUCUGAAAUCCAAAAGGUCGACAUUCUCAUCACCCAGCAAUGGCUACAGACCAUAAUGUGGAAACUCUCCAUGACUCGCGUCACUCAGCCUGGUUCUCGCGAUGAGGCAGUCCUUCCCUUUCAUCUCCCUGUGUUAGUCGGCAAAGCCGUUAUGAAUGUCAUUGGUGCUGCAUCCCAGGGAGCUGUUGAUGCUCACGGGAUUGGAAUGGAACAGAAGCUGUUCGAUCUAGGCUCGUCAGUUGCAGACGUCUCCCGAUCGCUUAAUGCCAAAGCCGCGCACCGUCUUACGGAGGUAGCCAUUGAUCCCCGCGAACUCCUGUGGGGAAUCCUUAGUACGCUAUCGCGCAUCCGUGGCUCUCAGUCGUACCUCUUUCCCACAUUGUUGGAACGAUGUAAAGGCGCCCUAGAUUUCACCAGUCCAACAUCAAUGAGCAACUUCCUCCCACUGCCACCUUCUAGUGCUUCAUGGGGAGGCGAAAGCGGACUGGCCGUGAUAUCCUUACCGGAGAAUCCGGAUCUCCAUGAACAGGAGACCGAGGUGGGAGAGCCCUUGCCACAGCUUUUGCCACCCUCGCAAGUGCAAUUCCCGGAUGGUAGUCUUUUGAACUAG